AUGUAUUGGGAGCGAAUUCGACGCCAGCGCCGGGACUUUUUCCAUGAAUGCCCCAGCUUUGCGCUCCGUAGAGGUUCAGCUUCACAAGGCAAAAAAGAACAACUUCUCCCUCCCCUGGGACAGAUCACUGACCUCAAGCUCUUCUCCAAAUCUUCCAUCUCGUGGGCCACCCACAUCCUCCCAUUAUGCCGCAAUCUCUGGCGUCUGGAACUCUGGAAUCACUUAGUUGAUUUCACCGGCCCCACUCCCACCCCGACAGUCGUCAACGGAGUCGAAUCAUUGGUCAUAGCCGCCAUGGCUUCUCCUAAUGUCAUUCCCUUCUUCCACUUUCCAGACGUCGUCUCCUUAACAAUCAAAGGCGCGGGUCACACAAUAUCACCAGGAAGAGAGCUUAUAUCAUUCCUAUCUCUACCUCGCACACUGCAGCUUCAACACCUAAUAUUUGACGAAACCUGUAUAACGGACAACUUUGUCCUUGAGAUAUUAGGCCACCCCAGGCCUAGCUUCCUUCGCCAUCUUACCCUGACCAGUCCCAGCCACUCCAACCUCGUUCCCCACCUGAAAACCCUGAAGAUCAGAGUUUCAGUCCCAGCUCAGGAUUUGAUCGACAUGCUCAAGUCUUGUCUCCAAAGCUCCGCGCACUGUCUCGACAGCGUCACCCUUGAAGGUGGUCCGCGUCUUGCUGCCCUCGAUGACGAGCUAUCGGAGAUGGCAAAGGACUUCUAUGAGUUUCGUACGCUCGAUAAAGUUGGGUGCAAGUCCUCCGUCGGGUUCUCCUUGUCGAAAAAGGUAUCGAGGGAUGAUAUGACCAAUUAA
Molecule: messenger RNA, 816 nt
Organism: Desarmillaria tabescens
Lineage: Eukaryota; Fungi; Basidiomycota; Agaricomycetes; Agaricales; Physalacriaceae
Exons: 2
Coding region: 1-816 (271 amino acids)
Source: RefSeq, a predicted model, not a curated record